AUGUCUUGUGAGUUUGAACCCAAACCGAGACCUGAAGCCGUCGAGGUUUUACUCGUGUUUCAGAAUCUAUGGAGCAACAAUGGCGGGCGAUGUGGGACGUGUGGCGACCCCUAUCAGGGGCCCCUGGCAAACGAUGACGGCGGCCGGUACGACAAUGGAGUCAUCGGCCGAGUUUACAGACAAGGUAACGUCAUCGACAUCGACGUGGUGAUAACGGCCAAUCACCUUGGCUAUUUUGUACUGCGGCUAUGUGAAGACAGCAGCUUGUCUAAGGAGCCUCUACAGACCUGUCUUAACAAGCAUGUGCUGACGCUCGGGACGCCAUCUGGCGCUGCAUUGCGGUACUACAUCGGUGAUGAAAGUAAGACGUACCGGUUCAAAGCCACCUUACCGCCAGAUGUCACGUGUCGCCGGUGUGUGCUGCAGUGGGACUACAGAACAGGUACGUGUAACCAUGGUUACUUUUAG
Molecule: messenger RNA, 468 nt
Organism: Haliotis rufescens (red abalone)
Lineage: Eukaryota; Metazoa; Mollusca; Gastropoda; Lepetellida; Haliotidae
Exons: 2
Coding region: 1-468 (155 amino acids)
Source: RefSeq, a predicted model, not a curated record